Phytomonas sp. Hart1 is the source of this 504-nucleotide messenger RNA. NCBI's taxonomy places the organism in Eukaryota, Euglenozoa, Kinetoplastea, Trypanosomatida, Trypanosomatidae. The record is from the annotation of a GenBank genome assembly.
AUGAUCGCGAUCUACAAAACCCAGGGCCUGACGGAGGAGGAGGCCCUCGUCGUCACGCGGAUCUUCGCCAAGGACAAGACCCUCUUCGCGAACCUGAUGAUGGUCGAGGAGCUGGGGUACUCCCGCCUGACCCCGCCGAGGCUGUCCGAGGCGGCCGUCAACGUCGGGGUCCCGACCGUUCUCGGCUUCGUCGCCGGGGUGUUCAUCCCGAUCAGUUCGUUGUUUCUUCAGCGCUCGCUACGCCGGCCCGGCGGAGGGGCGGCGGCGGGGGAUUUUGGCGAUUCCCGGGCCCAUCGCCUGACGUCGUUGCUCCCACGCCCGCUCGUUCGGUUUUUGGGGGAGCUCACCUUGGCGGCGUGUUGUGCAAUCCUGGGCGCCCUCAACACGGAGGUCUUUUUCGGGGCCUACUCCCACUUCAAGUUGCGCAUGAAGCUCAUCGCGAUGAGCCUGGCGGGCGCGGGAAGCGUCUACGCCUUGAGUUUUAUCACUACCAAAUGCUUUUGA